ACUUGCUGUUGGUUCACUUCUUGGGAAGUCAUGUCUGGACGUGGUAAGGGCGGGAAGGGUUUGGGUAAGGGGGGUGCCAAGCGUCACCGUAAGGUGUUACGUGACAAUAUCCAGGGCAUCACCAAGCCGGCCAUCCGGCGCCUAGCCCGGCGUGGCGGAGUCAAGCGUAUUUCCGGUCUGAUUUACGAGGAGACUCGUGGGGUGCUCAAGGUGUUCUUGGAGAACGUGAUCCGGGACGCUGUAACAUACACGGAGCACGCCAAGCGCAAGACUGUCACAGCCAUGGAUGUCGUCUACGCCCUUAAACGCCAAGGACGUACCCUCUAUGGCUUUGGCGGCUAAGGUUUCUGAUUUCGCCACAGCGUGCAUUUCCGAACCAAAGGCCCUUUUCAGGGCCGCCCAAAUGUUCAGAAGAAGAGCUGUGGUAAUAUUACUGAGCCAAACAGCUCAAUGUGUAAGUACUGAUGUAGCCCAGAGAACAAGGAAGAUUGCGGGGAUUAAGUGUAAAACUCGGUCCUACGUCUGUUUAUACCCAUGCAACAGCCUCAGAACAAUGGUAUAUUUUUGCCCAUUUAGCUUCUCUUGUCCCGCUCUCACUGGAUAUGAGUAGGGGAGCAAUGAUACUCCAACUCGUUAAAGAAAAAUCAGUGAAAAACAAGUAUUGUAAGGAAUUUACACGUUUCCAGCGAACAAAGAGAAUCACUGCCCAAUCAGCGAACCCCAUCCGGGGCUGUCAACCAAUCAGAACUGAUGAGCUAAGCUGAGGCGAGCCAGAGAGGGGGAUGGGAAAACGAUGGAAAGCUUUUCGAGAAACGGCAAAAUCCUGUUUUAAGAAAAUUUUUAAAUUUGUCUUUUUUAUGGAUGGUGAAAUAGAGUAAGUGAUAUCUAAAUAUGCUUUUAUCUUGUAUAGAGAACAGUAUGGAAAUUACC
Lemur catta (Ring-tailed lemur) is the source of this 930-nucleotide messenger RNA. RefSeq names its product histone H4. The record is from RefSeq and is a predicted model, not a curated record. NCBI's taxonomy places the organism in Eukaryota, Metazoa, Chordata, Mammalia, Primates, Lemuridae. Gene Ontology annotation, molecular function: DNA binding; structural constituent of chromatin; protein heterodimerization activity. Gene Ontology annotation, biological process: nucleosome assembly. Gene Ontology annotation, cellular component: nucleosome. The transcript has a single exon. Bases 31 to 342 code for a protein of 103 amino acids.